AUGCUGCCCGGGGCCUGGCUGCGCUGGGCCGGCCUCCUGCUGCUGGCCAGGCCUGCCCGGCCCUGCCCUGCGGGCUGUGACUGCUUCACCCAGGAGGUGUUCUGCUCCGAUGAGGGGCUGGCCGCCAUCCCGCCGGACAUCCCGCCCCACGCCACAGACAUCAUCUUCGUAGAGACCUCGCUCACCACGGUGGGAGCCAGGGCCUUCAGCGGCAGCCCCAACCUCACCAAGGUGGUCUUCCUCAACACCCAGCUCCACCACCUAGAGCCCGACGCCUUCGGGGGGCUGCCCAGGCUGGAGGACCUGGAGAUCACUGGCGGCACCUUUUCCAACCUCAGCACCGACACCUUCUCCAACCUGAGCUCGCUGGGCAAGCUCACCCUCAACUUCAACAUGCUGGAGACUCUGCCUGAGGGCCUCUUCCACCAGAUGGACGUCCUGGAGUCUCUCCAGCUGCAGGGCAACCGGCUCCAGAGCCUGUCUGGGAGGCUCUUCCGGCCUCUGGGAGCUCUGAAGACCCUCAACCUUGCUCAGAACCUGCUUGCCCAGUUGCGGGGGGAGCUGUUCGACCCCCUGGGCAGCCUGCAGACCCUGAGGCUGAGCAACAACGCGCUCUCCAGCCUGCCCCAGGGCGUGUUCGGCAAACUGGGCAGCCUGCGGGAGCUCUUCCUGGACAGCAACCUGAUCUCAGAGCUGCCCCCCGGAGUGUUCUCAGGGCUCUUCCAGCUGGAGGAGCUGUGGCUGCAGCACAAUGCCAUCCGCCAUCUGCCCGUCUCCGUCUUCUCCUCCCUGGGCAACCUGACCUUCCUGAACCUGCAGGGGAACGCGCUGCAGGGGCUGCCCGCCGGCCUCUUUGCCCCUACCCCAGGCCUGGUGGGCCUGUCUCUGUCCUACAACCAGCUGGUGGCUGUCAGCGAGGGCGCCUUUGCCAACCUGUCCAGCCUCAGUUCCCUGACGCUCUCGCACAACGCCCUCACCCAUCUCCCGGCCGGCGUCUUCAGAGACCUGGAGGGGCUGGUCAAGCUCUACCUGGGCAGCAAUAACCUGACGGCCCUGCACCCAGCCCUCUUCCAGAACCUGUCCAGGCUGGAGCUGCUCAGCCUCUCCCAGAACCUCCUCACCACGCUCCCCGAGGGCAUCUUCGACACCAACUACAACCUGUUCAACCUGGCCCUGCACGGCAACCCCUGGCAGUGUGACUGCCACCUGGCCUACCUGUUCAGCUGGCUGAGACAGUACAGCGACCGGCUCUUCAACAUCCACACCUACUGCGCCGGCCCCGCCUACCUGAAGGGCCAGCUGCUGCCCGCCUUGCAGGAGGAGCAGCUGGUGUGUCCCGUCACCCGCGACCGCCUGGCCUUCCAGGCCCCGGGGCUGGAGGACAGGGAGCCCGGGGGCAGCUGGGAUCUGGCCGCGCAGGAGAGGGCCGUCUGGAGUCAGUGCACCUACAGCAACCCCGAGGGGACCGUGGUGCUCGCCUGUGACCAGGCCCGGUGUCGCUGGCUGAACAUCCAGCUGUCUCCCCGGUCGGGCUCGGGCCCCCCGGGACUGAUGUACAACGCCAGCCAGCACUGGGACUUGAAGUCCCGCUGUGGCUCCGUGAGGCUCACCGUGGCUAUCGAGGCUUGGCCAGGGGGGCAGUAG
Molecule: messenger RNA, 1644 nt
Organism: Mirounga angustirostris (Northern elephant seal)
Lineage: Eukaryota; Metazoa; Chordata; Mammalia; Carnivora; Phocidae
Gene: CPN2
Product: carboxypeptidase N subunit 2
Exons: 1
Coding region: 1-1644 (547 amino acids)
Cellular component (GO): plasma membrane
Molecular function (GO): protein binding
Source: RefSeq, a predicted model, not a curated record